Messenger RNA from Zasmidium cellare ATCC 36951, 1671 nucleotides. RefSeq names its product glycosyltransferase family 21 protein. Gene Ontology annotation, molecular function: ceramide glucosyltransferase activity. Gene Ontology annotation, cellular component: membrane. Bases 1 to 1671 code for a protein of 556 amino acids. The transcript has a single exon. NCBI's taxonomy places the organism in Eukaryota, Fungi, Ascomycota, Dothideomycetes, Mycosphaerellales, Mycosphaerellaceae. Gene Ontology annotation, biological process: glucosylceramide biosynthetic process. The record is from RefSeq and is a predicted model, not a curated record.
AUGCCUUUUGGGACUCUCGAAUUUGGCGACGAUGACCUUUCAAUACCCUCAUUAACGAGCGAUAUCCGGCGCAUGCCACCGACAAAUGCCGUCGCCGAGACAAUCGUCUCCCCACACGACAAUGCCACCUCCCAGAUAGCCUACGUGGCUGCCGUCGCAUGCCUGGUCUGGUACUGCACGGUGGUCUUGGUCUGCUGCAUCGGGUACACCCAGAUACGACGACAUUACUCCUCACCCAGACCACGAGCAAAGCUACAGGAUCACCCCCAUGUCACCAUUAUCCGGCCGGUGAAAGGCCUGGAACCACGACUCUACGAUUGCUUGGCAUCGACAUUCCUCCAGGACUACCCCAAGGACAAGCUACACCUCAGAUUCUGCAUAUCUGAUCGGGAAGAUCCGUCAAUGCCUGUGGUCAAGCGGCUGCUGGAGGACUACGCGAGCUACGAUGCUCAGCUUCUGCUGGAAGAGGAGGAUGAGGCUUUGAAGGAUGGCGAGCUUCAGCUUGGCCCAAACCCCAAGAUCCGCAAUAUGAGUCGUGCAUAUCGGGAGGCUGUGGGAGAUAUCAUCUGGGUCAUCGAUUGCAAUGUGUGGGUUGCCAAAGGCGUGUGUGGGAGGAUGGUGAACAAGUUGGAAGGAGAUGGAGUGAAGCCGAAAUACAAGCUGGUACAUCAGCUUCCACUGGUGGUAGACAUUGUUGGCUCCACGACAGGCGAAGAGUCACAAGGGCUGUUGAAUGGCAACGGUGUGGGUGCAGACGCCCAGAUACGGACGACAAGUUCAGCCACGGCGACGGUGCAGCACGCCUCUGAGCGCACAGCAUUCUCCGUCGGGGGAGGCAGGUUCGAGGAGCUCUUUAUGUCGUCUGCCCACCCCAAAUUCUACACUGCCAUCAACACUGUGCUCAUCGCACCAUGCAUCGUUGGCAAGAGUACCAUGUUUCGGCGAAGUCAUCUCAACAGCCUCACAGACAACGCUGGAAUUGACUACUUCAGCCAGAACAUCUGCGAAGAUCACCUGAUUGGCGACUUGCUCUGGAAGAAGGAAACUUCUGCAGAGAAGCAGGGUGAGAAGUUGGGUAAGCAUGCUCUGUGCUUUGGCGAUCUCGCCUUCCAACCCAUGGCCAACAUGAGCAUCCGCGAGUACUGGAGCAGGAGAGUGCGGUGGUUGAGGGUGAGAAAGUUUACUGUCACCCUGGCUACCCUUGUCGAACCUGGGACCGAAAGCUUCCUCUGUUCGGCCUAUGGCGCUUUUGCUGCCUCCACAUUACCUCUCUUCCACAACCUUUUCGGCAUACCACAAACGUGGGCGACUUUCGCCUGGUUCUGGCUGCUGAGCGUCUCCAUCUGGUGUCUCAUGGAUAGGACGCUCUACCAAAAGCUACAUUCCGGAGCAUCGAUCGAAGUCGACGAUGAUACACCCUUCUUCGCGCGACCACCAAAGUCCGGUAGCAGACGUCCGUUUGGAGAGUGGUUGUUAGCUUGGCUGGGUCGGGAAAGCUUAGCAUUACCUAUAUGGGUCUGGGCAUUUUGGGCUGGUACCAGAGUCGAGUGGCGAGGGAAGAAGUUCUGGGUUGGGCUGGACAUGAAAGUGCACGAAAUCGACGGCGGAGAGGAAGCGACGACUCAGAACGGCGCAACCACUCGCGCGAACGGUAAAGCUAGAAACGACUGA